Leptomonas pyrrhocoris is the source of this 4100-nucleotide messenger RNA. RefSeq lists its product as hypothetical. NCBI's taxonomy places the organism in Eukaryota, Euglenozoa, Kinetoplastea, Trypanosomatida, Trypanosomatidae. Gene Ontology annotation, molecular function: protein binding. Bases 1125 to 4100 code for a protein of 991 amino acids. The transcript has a single exon. The record is from RefSeq and is a predicted model, not a curated record. Gene Ontology annotation, biological process: mRNA splicing, via spliceosome. Gene Ontology annotation, cellular component: catalytic step 2 spliceosome.
AGACAAGAAAAAACGAGCAAUUAUCUGACAGUUUCAAACUCUCCCGAAAGAAAAAAUGGACGUCUACUACUACAUGGUGGCUUUCAUGUUUGCCUUCAUCAGCGUCGUCCUUUUCCUCCUAACACGAAGUGCCAACCGAAUUGCAAAAGAGCGGGCUGCCGAGGCUGCCGCCAGCGGUGACGCCAACGCCGCCGCACCGAUGGGCACCACAACCCGCCAGCGCCGCGCACGCCGUGAAGAGUAAUACACUGCGCAGCCAGCAUUCAUCACAGCAGCAACAAUGGAAGAUCAACUCAAAGCGUUGUCUAGCUACUGGGUUGCAAGUGGUGAGUGAGCAGGUUUUUGUUUUCUGGGAGGGUGUAACACUUGAGUGUGCUUGUGCAAGUGGUUGAUCUUAUGAAUUCACUGUUGUUACUGUUUUGAUUCGACACAUUUUUGGACGUGUUUCUUCUUCUUUUUUUUUUUCCUUCCGAAACCAGGCACGCAGGUACCAAUGAGAGUGUCUUAAGGCUUAAUGAAUUCCAAAAGCUAAUUGAAUUUAACGAAGCUGUGUGAGGAAUGCGUGAAGAGCAGAUGUUCUGUGUUGCGCCCGCAUAUAGGGUAGACAUGUUUUCGUUCUCCCGUUUGUUGUCGAAGCGCUGGUGAUGGAAUGGGGGAGCAUGGCGCUCUGUUUCUGUUUUUGUCGUUUGGCUGUGCGCGGAAGAGGCAGAGGAAAGAUGUGCCAUGUUUUUCUUCAUCUUUGAAGGUACUCUUGAUGCUGCGUUCUGCGCGGCUUUGAACGUGUCCGGCGAUCUGAAGCACACACACAACAGCUGAACGAAAUCUGCGGUGCACUUCGACGAUCCCUUCCACUUCCCAUUUCCUACCCACUCUCAAGGGCCGUUUUUUUCCCUUUUGCGUGUGUGUUUGUGUGCAUCAUUUCCAGAGCUGCUUUGUUUUCUUCUGAGCACUGCGUUUCACCGCUUUCGCCUUUCAUUUAUUAUUUGUGUCGUGUACAAGCGACACUUCUCCCUUUGAGUUUCCUCUUCACGUGCGACAAAACGAAUAUUUGUUCACUUCUUCAUCUCACCUUUUUUUUUCUCUGUUUUUUCUUCUCUUUCUCGUCUUUAGUUUCUCUAGUCCGAAUGAGCAACCAUUACUUUGCCUUCUCAACCGCCCCUGGUGCACACGCGCCAGGUGCGUCGGUGACUGGCAUGUUAGGCCACCCAAGCAACCACAGCCAUAGCAGUAGCAACAACAAUGGCAUGGCAGAAGGCAUGCUGUCGCAGCAUGGCUCGGGCUCACCUGGUAGCAUGAUCUCCGGUGGCAACGGUGGCGGCAUGCUGUCCUACGCUGGUCCUCCAUCGCAGUCCCGACAGCAGCAACUGCAGCCGCCGUCGCAGCAGCAACGGCCACCCCAACAACGGCCGUCACAGCAACCAUUACGGUUUGUAGCCAAUUCGAUGCUCAACCCCGGUGCGGUGAUGUUUCCGACCAGCUCCUCCCAGCUCUCUGCAAACGGCCCGGGCGUUGUGAUGAAUGCAAACUGUCCAGCUGGCGUUGGUGGACCGGCGGUGCCGGCCCCGCGAUCAGCAGCGACGUUGAUCGCAGAGGCGACCGGGGCGCCGCCGCCACCACCGGCUCCUUCGCUUGGUGUGCACGCCAGCAACUCCAAUCCACCCCCACCCCCACCACCUCCAUCGUCGUCCAACGCUAGCGUUUCCGCUGCUGUGGCACCGGUGGGCGUUAUGACGCUGGGUGGCAGCGUUAACCCAUCAAGCGUGAGCAUGGCAACUCCUCCCGCUCCUCUAGCAGGGAUCAAUACACCGAUGAGCGCAGCCGUCGCCGCUGCUGGCGCAGGGGGGAGUGUUGCGCUGAGCGGAGGUUCGGUUUCGCCGGUUACGGCGGACAACGCGUCUUCUUUCGGCGCUUCCUUGGUGAGUCCAUCCUUUAAGGCUUUCACGACGUCUGUUGCAACGAUGCUUUCGACGCAAGGGGCUGCUCCUGAUGCUGCGGCGCGUGGCAAUGACGGUACAUCCGCCUCGGCGGCAAAUGCCGCAGUGGGGUUGUUGGAGACGGCGCAUGACGGGCAUGGUGCGCCUCCCGUAACCACGACAGCGGCAGCCGCUGCUGGUGCUUGUGAUAGAUUGAGCCGCUUCAGCCACGUAGAAGUGGAGCUCACUCUCACGGGGUGCGGGCGGCGCGACACAAUCACGAGCGAGGACGGGUCUGUGCAGUGGGAUCCGGCGCAGGACGUAGACGAUGAACUGGAUGAGCUGGGGUACCUUUUAGCCACCAUUUGCUGCGACGGUGAUGACGACAGCGUUAGCUACACUAUGCACAGUCUGCAGGACAUGGAUUACGGCCGUAGCUACGCUGUAGAUGUCUUUACUGGCAGCGAUGUAAAAAGUGCUGCGGCGAACAUAUGCAAGAUCAUUGAUAAGAGGCAGAGUGACACGGCGGAUCUGCGCGCUGCGAUUCAGGGUUUAACGUUCGCUAUUGUAUCCCAGGAUGAGUUCAGAGUGUUGCUUCAUCUCCCACGGCAAGAGGCGCUAACGCUGCGCUACAGCAUUUUGAAGUACCUACUAGAGCGUCUGGUGCGGGAUCACCGUCGCAGCGCGGAUGUGGAUACGUUCGGAAAGAAAUUCACCUCCAUGAUGAACCUCGGUCUUGUGCGCAGCAUGGAGCUUGCCGCUGUGAUAGACACCUUCCUCCAACACGAAACGAUGGUCUCGGCGGCGUUGCGCCUGAUCGCCUUAGGUCUGAGCAGUGUAAACGCUGACAAGGGUGUGCGGGCAGCGCUAGAGGGCGUACCACGCAUCGCGCAGCGACUGCACGAAGUUUACGCGCGCAACCGCAAAUACGAGGUGGAUGUGGCGCUCAUCACGCGGCUCUGGCAACGCAAAGAGCCGGUGCUGUACGGCUGCCUCGAGCUCGAGAGCAACUUUCACCGAGGAAACUGCCCAGUGACGUGUCUGUCGUACUUCGGCGUGCGGGACGAACUGAUCUCCGGCCACAUGAACGGCUCCGUGGUGCUUUGGGGCGCGCCGCAGAUGGUGCGGGAAAAGCCGCACGGCGGUCUCUUUGCCGUCCCUCGCCCCGCCGUUCGCCCACGCGGGGUGGUACCGCUGCCGCUCGACUGCGUGCCCGUGGGCAUGGCGGGGCAGAGGAUCGAUGGGCAGUACCUUGCGAUUGCGAGCAUGCCCUACAAGUCUCGCAAGCCGUACUUGCCCUACUGCACGGGUGUCGAGGCGAGGGCGGCGACGGGCUCAACGGACUCCGAUGCAGCGGAGAACAUCAACAAAGCGAGCACUUUUGCGAAGGGCAACACGACGCCGUCGGCGACCCGCCGCGAGGCACCCAACGGGGCCGGCGUGGGGGCCAUUAUUGUAAUCACUUGCAAUGCGAACUCUAUUCGAUGGAAUAAGGGCGAGGUGAUCAUGCGACCUGCCGGCGUGGCGCUCACCGCCAUUACAGCCUUCCGCAACUCCAUCGUGGCAGUGGGGGAGAGCGCGGUCCUGCGGGCCACGCCUUCUGCGGAUGCUGCUGCUGCUGCCAUGGCGUCCCCCCAUCGUCUUAGUUUUGUGGAUGUGGCCUGCGGCACCGUCCUGCGGCAAAUCCUCAGUGCACACGACGACUACAUCACCGCGCUGAAUGUACUGGACGAGGCCAGCUACGUGCUGCUGUCGGGUGGUCGCGAUGCGGCCGUUAAGCUGUGGGAUCCGCGAUCGCGUGAGGACAGCCCUGUAGUGAACACAGCUCUCUGCACUGGGGCACCCACCCACAACAGCACCAUCACGGCGAUGUGCACGACGGGCUACAACAUUGUGUCAACCGCCAUGGAUGGCUCCAUGCUGGUGUGGGACCUUCGCUCGAUGGAAGCGCCGCAGGUGCGACAUGAACUUGACUACCCCAUUGUCGAUGUUACCUUAAUUACAGGCAAGCGGGCGGUGGCUGCCACCUGGCGCGGCCUCAUAACGGUUUCCCUGGACACGCUGGAACCGCUGGAUAUGCGAGAGUCCGACAGGGGCUACUCACAUGUGAUGUCGAACAACACCGGCGAGCUAGUGUUUACAGCAUCGUGCUGCGGUGUGCUGCACACCGUUGCGGUCCAUGAAUAA